UGUUUGUAAACAGUGACGUUCAGUGCUGAGUCAAAGAAUCUGUCAUCAGAGAAAAGAAGGGAAAAUAGGAGUAAAUAUUUAAAUAAUGAGAGGAAGAAACUCAAAAGAAGAUGAAGACUCGGGAUCGGACUGGGACAGCAUGUCAGAAAUGGAACCAGCUCCAAAGGUAGAGAAAAAGCUGGCAUCAAAUCAAGGUCAGCAAAUGCCGGCUCCACUUAAGCUUAAGUCAAUGACCUUUGUUGAUCCAGAUGUUAGAAGAGGUCAGAGUGGAGAAAAUCCUCCUUAUGAUUUUAAGCCUGAAGUCAAAACACCCACCCGAAUAGCAGAGGAAAAGCAAGUCAAACCAGGAAGGCAGAAGAAAGGAAAAACAUAUGAUCCCCAGGGCAGCCAACAGAAGCAUGUUACCUUCAGUGAGACUGAGAAGGAGUAUGAUACAGCCACAAUCAAUGGCAAUGCAGGAGGACAGGAGAGUGAUUCAGAGGACCCACUCUAUUCAACAGUGAAGCCAAAAAGCAAGCAGUCUAACCCCUCUGCCUCCACCCAGCAGAGGAGGGGUGACAGUGAUGAAGAUGUCAAAGGGGGGAGAGGAGCCAAGACACAGAAAAAGGGAGCAAAGAAGGUGCUUCAAGGCUUGCGGAAUCCUAAAGCACAAGGAGUGGAUAAUAAGGCCUUUGUUGGGGAUGAUGAACAAGACUCUGUAGACAUGCCACCAGGAUCUCAAGCUCCCUUAGGGCCCAUCUUAAAGAAACCUGCAAAAACCAAUACCCCAACACAGGAUCCAAAUAUCGGCAAAAGCCUCAGUACUGUGCCACUGAGACAGAGUCAUAUGAUAGACCAGAGUGGGGCUGGUGGCAGUUAUGAAUCUCAGCGUUUCAUGUCAAGCUUCGGCUACAGUUCAUUACCUGUGAAAGAAUGUCCACCACCCCUUGUCUUGUCUGUAGGUGAAACUAUCUUGGAAUCAGCUGGAAAAAAGCCGGUGGAAAUCACCAACCGAGCUUUAGGAGAAAUAUUUGCUUUUAUAACUUUUCCAUUCACUUGCUUUGCAUUAUUCUUUCAUCAUUUGCUUAGAUUCAUUCUUCUGGGACUAAUAAGGCCACUGUUUGUUGACACGCUGAUUCUCAUAGUGGAGUACCUCCUGAAUCCCUUUGUGAAUGGUGUGGUGAGACCUGUCCUGCUGAGUCUGUACGGGGCGUCAGCAAGCAUCAGUGAAACGCUUGUGGUGUGUGUGCGGCCAAUUACAACUGUACUACAGUCCUUCAGGCUUGUGGAAGUUAAUUACACUAGGAAGUAUUCAGUAGAAGAAAUUUAGGCAUGUUAAGAAUGUGAAUGGGAUGAUUUAAGUCCACCCUCUUUUAAGAAUAUAUACUGGUGAAGGAAUUGUAUGAUAUUGGAUAUGCCUAGGUAUUCACUUUGCCAGGAAAUCCACAUCCCAUUUGUUGUAUUACAAUAUGAUGUGAUACAGUAUUUUCUCUAUUUAUUUUUGAUAAGAAUGAGGUGUUAUAUGCCUACAGGCAUGUAGUAUAGUGAAAUGCAAACUAGAAAUUUGAAGUAUUUUUUAUCAUUCAAGAAGAUCAUUGUUGACUUGUUUAACCAACUGAUCCCCAGGGUUGACCACCUUCCUGUGAGCAACAGUAAAUCUGACAUACCUUAGAACCUUCAAAUAUUAAAGAUGUGAACAUUUUAUGAGAGAGAAUCUCCUCUAGUCUGGUAAAAGAUUUGCCAAAGAGAACACUAGUCAUUUACAAAAGGAAUUAUUGCUUAAUGACAGCAUUUUCCUUAAUUCCAGAAGGUGCCUGAAUAGUGCCUAAUAAAGUAGUCUGAUAUAUUUUUAUUUUAACACAGUUUUAUAUUUCUUAUGAAAUAGAUCUUUGACUUGCAGCAUUAGAUGUUGUACUUACCACGUUUGUAUAUAUAUUUAUUUUGUGAGUGUUGGGACCAUUUGACUAUGGUAUAUAGUACUUUUUGUAUAUAUUGCAUAUUGGGAUAUUUUUUUCUUUAGUAGAUGCACUAUAGGAUAUUACAAGGGCCCAUAGGUCGUAAAAGAAAUCAAACUGAUCAAAACUGUAAUUAUGUAAUAGUGCAGUAGCAGUAACCCUUAUAAAUUGCACAAACAUGUGUAUAUAGUUAUACAUAUAUUUUUGUACUUUGGGGCAGGAUAGUGAAAAGCUAUUUUACUUGAUCAAGAAAGAAAUCCUGCACAAGGAAAAAAAUACACUUACACAUUUGCAGAAAGCAGAGAAGCAGAAAGCAGAAGUAGUUUUCAAUUUCAUGUCAGUAGACAUAUGGAUAUCAUUUGAUAGACAUGUUGGUAACAUUGGUUACUUAUUGGCUCUGGAUAGGUACUCUGUCCACGGUAGUAUUAUUUUUUCAAUGGUGUUUACACAUACCUGGCUUCACAUACACUAGUCACUAAGGUGUCAUGUAGUAGGCCUACAUGAUCUCACCUGUUUGCAUUAUUCCUUGAAAAAAGGAUUUGUUUCUAAUAAUGUCAUUAUUAUUACUAACAUUAUUAAUAGUGACAGUAUCCAUUGUAUUUUUUUUUUUUUUUUUUUUUUUUUUAUUCAGAUAUAACUAUAAAUAAAACAGGUACAUAUUAAACAUGUGAUUCUCUUGAUCAGUUAUAUGAAAGAAAGAACUAGUCAUAUGAAGCUGUUGUGUUAGAAGAAAUAAACAGCUCUGUCUUUUCUUCACAGUAUUUUAAGUUUAUUAUUAGAGGGUGUAACUUUCCUCUAUCAUUAGAUAAUGAAUUAUAUUUUAUACUAUGCUGUAUGUUCCAUGGUAGAAAGCUUGUCACUUCUAAAUACAUUAUCUUAUCCGUGAUUAACCCACUGUGCUCAGUGCAUGCAAUGUUUACUAUAGUUUUGUUUAUUCCCUCUCUUCUUCUUUUUCUUCUUCUUCUUCUUCUUCUUCUUCUUCUUCUUCUCCUCCUCCUCCUCCUCCUCCUCCUCCUCCUCCUCCUCCUCCUCCU
This is a messenger RNA of Penaeus chinensis, 2968 nucleotides long. RefSeq lists its product as uncharacterized. Bases 86 to 1309 code for a protein of 407 amino acids. The record is from RefSeq and is a predicted model, not a curated record. The transcript is spliced from 8 exons. NCBI's taxonomy places the organism in Eukaryota, Metazoa, Arthropoda, Malacostraca, Decapoda, Penaeidae.